AUGACACCCUGCCGGUUUCUGUGUGGAGUGGCAGGUCUCCUGAAGCGGAUAUUGUCACAGGAAUGUCACUUUGAGAAGUUCCGCAGAUUUGGAAGUUCUUAUAUUGCAGCUUCAUAUGUGAAGUUUUUGGAAUCUGCCGGUGCCCGAGUUGUGCCAAUAAGAUUAAAUCUUUCAGAUGAAGAAUAUGAUAAAAUAUUCCACUCUAUUAAUGGGGUACUUUUUCCAGGAGGUGGUGUGGAUCUUAAGACUUCAGAAUAUUCCAGGGUUGCUAAGAUAUUUUACCGCAAGGCAUUAGAGGCUAACGAUAAAGGAGAUUAUUUCCCAGUAUGGGGAACAUGUCUUGGACACGAAGAGCUUACGUAUCUCACAAGUGGCAAAGUUUUACUUGUUAAUACCAAGACAGAUGGUUUUGCACUCCCUCUGAACUUUACCUCAGCUGCAAAAGACAGUAGAUUAUUCAAGAAUUUCCCUGAUGAUGUAUUACAUGCAUUUGCUACUGAGCCGUUGACAUCAAACUUUCAUAUGUGGAGCCUCUCCAUGGAGAAUUUCACAAAGAAUGAAGAGCUUCGUAAUUUCUAUAAAGUUCUGACUACUAACACCGAUAACAAAGUGGAGUUUAUAUCUACCAUGGAAGCAUACGAAUAUCCAAUUUAUGGCGUUCAGUGGCAUCCAGAGAAAAGUCCUUAUGAGUGGAAGAAUUCACCAGGCAUUCCACAUUCCCCAUCAGCUGUAAGAGCAGCAUAUUAUAUAGCUGACUUCUUCAUUAAUGAAGCCCGGAAGAGCCUGCACCAUUUCCCCAGUGAAGAUGAGGAAAGAAAAGAAUUGAUUUAUAAUUAUACUCCAAUUUAUACAGGAGCAUUUUCUUCAUUUCAGCAAACCUAUUUUUUUGAUUGAGUAUCGUGUCAAAGGUGCAGUGUUGCUAUUUAUAAAUGGAAUUAUUUGCCAGCAUUGCGUAAUUAAACUGAUACAGUGCAUUGCACGUGACAGAAAGACAGAACAGUUCUGUUCCUUUACAAUGAUUUAUCCUAUGUUUCUUCUGCACUGUUGGACUGUUAAUAUAAAAAUUUACAUUCAAUAACAUAAUAAUUGUCUUGGAUCACACUUUAAGGCAAGCUACAGAAAAAUGCAUUUUUCUUCCAGGGAAGAGGUCUUGAUUAUGCUUAUAAACUUGGAAGUAAUCACUUUAGUACAAGGAAAAAAACUGUAGUCAUAUAUUUUAAAAUGAGAGUUGUCUGUGUAAAAUGUUGUGGACUAUGAUAGCACUAGAGGCUUAGAUACAUUGCUUAGUAAAAUCCUAUCCUUUUCAAAUGAUUUAACAAAUGAGACUCUUGGGUUUGUCGUAACUAUGUGUAUGUAACCAAGUUCUUGACAGGGACUGUUUUGUCAUUUGAAAAAUUGACCAAAAUAGUAAGGAGGCAUGAUAGCAAAGAGACAUUUUGGCCUAAAAAGCAUGUGAUAUAUCCCAUUUGUGAAACUGUUUCUCUUGUACAUUCAGUGUUGUUUGGAGUGCUUAUACCUUGUGAGGUCUACAUAAAUAUGAGGAUGCAGUGUAAACUAGGCAUUGCAAAUAUCAGGUAAAAUAAGUAAGUUUGGAGGGCAUAGUUAAGUGCUGAUUCCACUUUCUGUUCUUUUCAAAUUCAGUUUUAUAUAUCCUCCAAGAGUUUGUCUGAGAGUUACUGGAGUCAGCAGUCAGAUACGGAUGCAGAUGUCCCUUUCUUUGUAUUUAAAAAAAACGUAAACCUAAUUUUUUCUUUACGUAGUCUGACUUUUCCUGUAGCUACUGGAUAGAAUUCUCACUUCCAGUCAA
This is a messenger RNA of Pygoscelis adeliae (Adelie penguin), 1807 nucleotides long. RefSeq names its product gamma-glutamyl hydrolase (conjugase, folylpolygammaglutamyl hydrolase) (gene GGH). Gene Ontology annotation, biological process: tetrahydrofolylpolyglutamate metabolic process. Gene Ontology annotation, cellular component: vacuole. The transcript is spliced from 9 exons. Bases 1 to 894 code for a protein of 297 amino acids. Gene Ontology annotation, molecular function: gamma-glutamyl-peptidase activity. NCBI's taxonomy places the organism in Eukaryota, Metazoa, Chordata, Aves, Sphenisciformes, Spheniscidae. The record is from RefSeq and is a predicted model, not a curated record.